AUGUUCGCCGCCCAUGCCGUGCGGCAGAAGUGUCGCCCAAAGCACCAAGUUUUGAUCCUCAAAUGCUACCCUGCUUUUCAGAAAAACGUGCUGGAUGUAAAGCCGAAUUCGAGCGAGCUCAGCUACAUGCUCUAUUAUGCAAGCACGAGGAGAAGCAAGCUACAGAAGGUGGGGGCUUUCUUGGAGAAAAAGACUACCAGCGAUGUUUCCAAAGGAAAAAUAGGCAAUGUACAGGUCACACUCCAGAUACUGCAAGCGCUCAUUGAGAAGCUUCCUCGAGACCUUCCCCUCUACGCGCCCUACAUUCUACGAAUUUUCGGUACCGUUCUACGUUCGAAAGACCUGUCUAUGGUGGAGGAGUCAGUCCCGACCUUCGAAGCUUUCUGUGAGCAUCAAGAUGUCGCUACACUUGCAGCAGAUCAACAGCAUAUUGGACAAUACGAGGACAUUGUAAGGACAUACGCGAGCUACGCAGCGCUCAAGACGCCAGUGCAGCCAAAAGGUGGGCUUACGGCACCGAUAGCCAUAAGAUGGAGGAGCGCAGGGCUGCGGGCAGUGAAGAGUAUCACCUCAUCCGAGGCUGUAGGCGCGGAUGGAGGGAGACAGAUGAACAUCAUAAUGCCAGUCAUUCUGCAGAACCUGCAAUCGGGAGACGAGGAGCAGUUGCGCGAGUUGCAGCGGAAGGUCGAGGCGGUUGAGACCAAAGACGAAAAACAAGCCCAUAGGAGACGGAUGAGCAUUGCCACAGUCCAGACUAAUGAUGGAAACUCGAGACCUAAUUCGGACGCUAUGACUGGCACCGCGGACGAUGCAGAUAGGCUGGCUGAAGAAGAAGUAGGAUUGCAGGCUUUACGAAGCUUGAAGCAAAUAUUCAUGGCCAACAAUCGAGCACAGAUACGACUAGCUACUGAGGCGCUGCUGAAAUUCAUUUGCACGGUAUCGCAGCGACGGCUAGGGACAAGCAAGAGCACAAGACCGAUCCACAAUAGGAGCUGGGCAACUACGUUGAUGGAGAUGUGCACCAGAUGGGCGCCUGUGCAGGAUCGCUUUGUUAUAUUCGUGACAGUGAUGGAGACGCUGGUAAGGAGUCCCGUUGCGGAGGAAAACAUGGAACAACAAUUGCUGCUCGUGUCGUUAGUGGGAUGGCUACUCAGAUCGAACAUUAACAUGAUCGGGCUGAGUGUAAUGGACGUACUGCUGGGCUUGGUGCAGCACAUUCUUUUACUCCUCCAGCUAGGCGGUAAAGGAUCGAAUAUUCUACCACAUCAUCAGCAGACGGACGCCAUUGAUCUCUUCAAGGGCACAGAGGAUCUAAUCGACGGGCCAGCAUCACCCGGCCAAGGAGAGACAAAUGGCAUGAAAACCGAGGAGUCAUCACCGUCGUCAAAUCGGCAAGAGCUGCUUUCCAGAUUGCACAGAUGCAUUGGCGAUCUGGCAACCCAUGUCUACUACUCAGACCAGAUCUCGGAUAUGAUCACAGCUAUCCUGCUUCGGCUGAAGCCUUCUCCCAUGUCAGGUAUCGCGACAGCAGCCGCCGCCAUCGAAGAUCCUCAGGCAGCUGCAAGAGCUAUCCAAGCCUCCGUGCAUUUGCAAGAGAAUCCAGACACUGAUGAAUUCUUUUCCUUUGGCACCGCACGGGUUACAGCGCUUAAAGCAAUCAAGGAAGUGCUCACGGUAGCUAACAUGAAGGGCACUGUCAGUGGCGGUGCCCCGAUUGGACGCAAUCGAGUUGGCGUGCAGGUAUGGGAGGGUACUCAGUGGCUCAUUCGAGAUGAAGACAGAAGAGUCAGAAGAGCCUACGUUGAUGCACUUCUGACGUGGCUCCGGCUGGAGAUGAGCUCCAAUGAUCUUCGUGUUUUAGAGGACAAACGCAAGCUUUUAAGCACUGCCUCCAAAACAGAUGUAAACAGCAGCAGACGGGAUCCAAUGACCAGGAGAGUCGUAUCCAAUGCAUCUAGAAACGAAAAGACCGGCAAGCCAGCCAAGUCAACCUUCCUGCAGUUGCUACAUUUAGCUAUAUACGACAACGCAAUCGAGGCGCCAGAAUCCGACUCUGACCUGCUGCUGAUCCAUCUCCUCCUUGUCAGACUUGUUGAGAAGCUGGGUGUCAAUGCAGUCAAGACAGGACUACCGAUGAUCAUGCGACUUCAAGAAGACAUCAACGUUGACGAACUGAUAUCGACGCCCAUUGCGAAGCUCAAUGUUGGUAGCCUUGUGCAUGGAUACUUUUGGACCCUAUGCGACAAAUUUGACUUCGACACGUCAAAUGUGGGCUUUGCGGUUCAAAGCGAGAUUUCGCGGCGGAAACAACAUGGGUUGUGGCUAAAUACGAUUCAGGUACCACCUUUACCGUUGGAGCAAAUCAUGUCAGCUGCAUCACGUCCGCUCUCGGAAAAGACUCCAUUACCUGUUUUGCAAACAGAGUCGCUGAAGCCUUUCGAUUUACGUCCUGCCAUGGUCGACCGGAUCGCUGAUUCAUACGCAAGCACAGUAGCUUCGCCCCCUACGAGCCCUCCGGCUUCGCCUGGGCGAGUCUUUAGUUUGCCGCCGAUUUCCUCCCAAGGUCCCACGACAACCCCUUUGAAUGGGAGUACUCAUGAACUUCCUCCCGGAAUACUAGAUGUCAUGCUCUCAUAUUGGUCUAAGGAGCUUUGCAUUGCCAAUGUUGAGAAAGAAUCAACACGCACCAUGUCUCUCAAUUCGAGGAAUGGGACGAAUCUAUCCAGAUACCUUGGUGUCAAUGGCCAAACUUCUAGAGGCAUCUCACCGAAUGGAGAUCGCAGCCCCAUCCACACUCGUUCUCCUCCCAAUGAAAACGACAUCACCUCGCAGCCACACACCUUAAACUUCGCCUUCCACAACCAGCACCGCCGCUCCAGUGCACACGACACUGGCUCUCCAACCCCUAUCAGCAGCUCAGAUCAGAGCACCACUCUUCGCGUGGACGAUCUCAAGCGUGUCCUAGCCGGCGGUACCCUCAAUGUUCGGGGCGCAAGCCCUCUCCGCCACAGCACCGCUCGCCACGACUUCAUCCCUUUGGAAAACAACGACCAAAGAAGUAUUUCGUCCAGCUCAGACUCCGUCGUCAGCGCGGAAGGCUUCGAGUCCGCCUCUGAAGGCGACAUCUCUCGUCCCCUUCCGCGGGCUCCAAACACAAUCGCAGAAACCACUCCUAGCAAUCCACCAGCACCUAAUUCCAACCACGCAGCCUCAAGCACCCACUCCCGCACCAGCUGGGUAACCCACCCUCGUUCUCGACCGCAGUCAGGGGAGAUGUCCCCAGGCAAACCAUCUACCCCACGCUCCCUCAGGCGUCCAUCUACCUCCAGCUCUGGCGAAGAUCCAAACGCGAAUGCUGCAGCCCUGAGGGGCGAGAUCGUCCAUCCACGCCUCUCAGGCGAGGAAUUUGUGGAGGAUGAAGUGCCGCCAGUGCCGCCAUUGCCGGCGAACGUCACGGCCUUGCCUACUAGGCCGCUCAGCGUAGGAAAUCCUCCGAUGCAGCCACAACAACAGCACCAAUACACGGAGCCCAUGCCAAACGAGGUCAAGCAGUCGAAGCACGCAAGCAUUGGAAGGAAGAAGGGCGUGGAUGUGAAUGCACUGUUGGGGAGUAUUGACGCGGUGUCGGUGGGUGAGAGGAGGAGGAUUGGAGGUGGGCUGGGAAGACCGCCUUAUUGA
This is a messenger RNA of Letharia columbiana, 3678 nucleotides long. RefSeq lists its product as uncharacterized. The transcript is spliced from 2 exons. Bases 1 to 3678 code for a protein of 1225 amino acids. NCBI's taxonomy places the organism in Eukaryota, Fungi, Ascomycota, Lecanoromycetes, Lecanorales, Parmeliaceae. Gene Ontology annotation, biological process: protein localization to plasma membrane. Gene Ontology annotation, cellular component: plasma membrane. The record is from RefSeq and is a predicted model, not a curated record.